AUGCUAAGUAACUCAGAAGAGAUAGAGUUCAAAACUAGAAAUCCUUAAAUGAGUUUUUCUAUAAAAAACACUGCCUAAAUUCAAGAAUUAGAAAGUUAAAGUUAAGAUCUCUUGGGAGGUUAUAGCAAUCUUGAUAUGCUUGAAGAAAAAGUAAUAAAUAGACAAAAAGUAAUGGAAGGAAGUAUCUUAAAAAUCUAAAAUAGUGAGGAGAUUGUUCAAGUAUAAUCUACAUAUAUUCAUUAAGAGAUACAACCAAAGCAAUCAAGUGAGAUAUUCUCAAUAUUCUAAUUUAUUGCACCCUAGCUGGGAAUAGGGAUCCUAACUCUACCAUAUGUAAUACUUGAAAACGGAUUAAUUUUUGGAUCAAUGUUGUUUAUUGCAGUGGAAGUGAUGAAUUACUAAACUUGCUUAUACAUUCAAAAGGAGGAAAUACCAAUAAUAUUAAUUGAAAACUUCUUUGGCGAAAAUGUUCCUUCCUUUUUAGAUAGUAGUAAAAUUGGACAGAUAUUUUGGGGAACGUUUUCUUUAAAUGGUGCAAUCAAUUCAUUUCCCAUGAUUUUUUUCUUACUCGGCAAUUAACCUAGUAUCCCUAUGAUAUAUAGUGAGAUGAGAGGUAAAAGCAUCAAGAAAAUGAAGAGAAUUAUGAUUUUUGGAACUAUACUAUCAACAUCGUUGUUUUUACCGGUUGGAAUAUUUGGUUAUUUGAUUUUUAUUGAUGAUGAAACUGCAAUUAGAAGGCAAAAUAUCCUACUUGCUGACUUCGGAAAUAGAAAAUCAAUAUUCUUGCGAUCAGCCCCUUAAGAAUUCUACCAUAAAAGCAAACUAUUGAAUAAAUGGUGA
This is a messenger RNA of Stylonychia lemnae, 840 nucleotides long. NCBI's taxonomy places the organism in Eukaryota, Ciliophora, Spirotrichea, Sporadotrichida, Oxytrichidae. The record is from the annotation of a GenBank genome assembly.